Myzus persicae (green peach aphid) is the source of this 1883-nucleotide messenger RNA. Its product is annotated as protein cereblon-like. The record is from RefSeq and is a predicted model, not a curated record. Bases 365 to 1648 code for a protein of 427 amino acids. NCBI's taxonomy places the organism in Eukaryota, Metazoa, Arthropoda, Insecta, Hemiptera, Aphididae. The transcript has 9 exons.
CAUACCAAUGCUCAUUUACUAUUUAGUCGUUUCCAGUUUUCUCCAUCUAGUCUGUUUUGCCGUGCGCUAUGUUGUUACUUAUUGACUGAUGAUUCGAUAUUAUAAUAUUAUUUUCAUAAUCAGUAUUGCAUAUUAUAAUACUUUGUAUUUUUGUAGUUAUAUUGAUAGAUACAUUUAGAUUGUUGUCUGUCGAUAUCCUCCGUUAGCGGUAUACCUACAUAACGACUAUAAUAAUAAUAAUAUAUUAUUAUUUUUACGAAGCGGAAUACCGAAUAGACUACCUGACACCUGUUAACGUUUUAAUUUUUCGGACGCCAGCAGUACAUAAGUAGUUUCUUUUUGUUGUUCGUGGCCCGUCUUCAAUAUGUCUGAUACGAUAUCCACUUCCAACCCAAAUCUUUAUCCUGAUGAUCGAUUAGGACCUUUCCCGAGAUCUUUGGCACCUGAAAGAUUGGUCUAUCCAGAAUUUGAAAUGGCAACAAACCUCGACAAAAAUGACUCCGCAGCAAUGAUGAAAUUGGUGGAUGAACUUCAUGAAGGUGCUGGACUGUUACUUUUUUUAGGUCUAGAAUUAAUACCUGAGGAAAUUCUUACAAUUCGUUUAAAUACUUCAGAAUAUGGUAUUGUAAGACAACAUAUCAAUUCCGAAACACUGUAUUUGGGAGUUUGCUACAAAAUCAACGAAAGAAAUAACCGUACAUUUGGAACAAUUGGUAUCAUUUGUAAAAAUUUGGCGUUUUUUACAUUAAGAGUUAUGGGCUAUCGGCGAUUUGAAAUUGUAAAAGUCAAUCAUCAUAGACUUGGUCAAACAAUGGCGUUCGCUCAAAUCAAAAUCAUAAAGGAUAUUACAUUAACUAAUCCAUACAACAAUCUGCACUUACAUCCAAGUAUAAGUGUUUUGGGAUCUGGUAAAAUGCGCAGUAACAGAGAUGCUUGGCAAACUCAGUGGCCACCUUGGGUUUAUAAGCAGUUUGAUGUUCAUGAAUUGGCAUCUUGCAUUUUCAAGAAAGUUAAAAUGUUGCGUGAAAAUGUAAUAAUAUCAUCUGAUCCAGAAAUCUUGUCAUUCCAAUUAACAAGAAUUGGUUUAUUCAAUGAUAUAGAAGUAAACAAAUUGCUUAGUAUUACAUCAACAAACCUACGACUUCAACGUGAACUACAGUAUUUGAAUAAAAUUAAAAUAGUGGAAAAAUACGUAUGUGCUAGAAUUGGUUGUGGAGUUCCAAUUUGCAAUAAGAACAAUGUGUUUGCAAUGUAUCCUGCUCCACCACAGGGUAGUUAUCAAAACUGUAGGUGGAAAAAUAGCACUCAUAGCAUGAUUACAGUAACGGAUUUAGUAGAUGGUUCAAACAUAUUGAAGUUGGAAAAAAAGUCAUUUGAAUGCCACUGUUUUCCUGGGUAUAAGAGUACGAGCAUCUUUUGCCUUAAAUGUAAUAGUCAUUUGGGCUGGAGAUUUGUGAUAGACUGUAAUGUGUCACUAACACCAACAGUAUUCUAUGGAUUAUAUGAAACUGCUCUAAAAACACAUAUUUCCUCAAGUGUAGGUAGGUUAGUUUUAUCAGACGAUGUACCAUUUUCUUCACGCGGUCAAAUACAUAAUUCAAGUGGUUCAACAUUGCUAAUUCUUGGAGGUUUUCCAAUGAGGUCUUAAGAAAUCUUUUAAAUUUUCUGUAUUUGAUAUUUUGAUUUUUUUUAUACAAGUACAAGUAUGUAACUCAACCAUAAAUAUAUAUUAUAUUUUUUCUCAUACAUACAUUUAAAUACAUACUUAAUUCAAGAAUUUUAGUUUGUAAAAGUGUAAUUAAGUUACAUAUGUAUUUAGGUAGUUUUAAAUUAAUAUUUUAUUAUUUAUGUCAAUAUGAUAGCUAAUAGCAUAUUAUAUUAUU